AUGCAAAUGAAGGUCCCAGAUGUCAAUCGAUGUUGUUUUUGUAUACCUUUACGACCGGGAAUCAUUUUGUUUGCUUAUCUAAAUAUAAUAUUUUCAGUCCUAUCUGUAACAUGCUUGGUAAUUACCACAGAGUUGCAAAAAACUUCAAUAACCCAUGACCCUUCGGUUGAGGUUAUGAUAUCUACCGUCCUUUUUAGCAUCCUCGGAAUGGGGGUUAUACUCAAUUUCUUACUACUUAUUGCUGGUUACCAGAAAGAUGUCUCGAUGUUGCGUCUCUAUAACUACUAUGCGCUGGUCACAACGCUAGCCGCUUUAGUGCCAACCUGCUUCCUGUUUUCCAGAAAAAUGUUCACGGAAGUGUUCGUCGCUUUGUUUGUAAUAGCAAUGCAGUGCUACGUCAUAGUGCUUGUAAGAAGCGAAGUGGUAAAACUAGAAGAAAAUAAAUUGAAGAAUACUGAAGUUUCACAUUCGCGUUUUCAUAACUGUAUUGAUAUUUCGGAUCGUGUGACUUUAGUGUAA
This is a messenger RNA of Vanessa tameamea, 519 nucleotides long. RefSeq lists its product as uncharacterized. The record is from RefSeq and is a predicted model, not a curated record. Bases 1 to 519 code for a protein of 172 amino acids. The transcript is spliced from 4 exons. NCBI's taxonomy places the organism in Eukaryota, Metazoa, Arthropoda, Insecta, Lepidoptera, Nymphalidae.